CGCCAUCCGGACCACAGUCCGGACCGCCAUCCGGACCACAGUCCGGACCGCCAGCCGGACCGCCAGCCGGUCUGGCAGCCGGACCGCCAGCCGGUCUGCCAGCCACCGGCAGCUUGGAGGCAGUCAGCUGGCCCGGCUGGACGGGCGUGCUGGACCAGCCGACCAUGUGGACCCUUCCCGCCCAGGAACAGUUCAUCAAAGACUACCUGGAGCUGUGCGAGCCGUCGGCGGCGACGCCGCUGCCCGACCCUGUGGCGCAGGCCGUGCAGGGCUACAUCAGCCGGGACCAGCCGACCGACCUGCGACUGCUGCGCUCGCGCCUGGCGCCCGCCUUUGUCAUCAUCAGCGCGCCGUUCACCGAGCCGUACCUGCUGGCAAUCCUGCUGGCUGAGCGGUACGACCUGACGAUCGUGACGGUGGACCAGCUGGUGUGGGAGGGCGUGCUGGCGCCCAGGAGCGGCGCCGCCCACCGUGCCCGCGACUUCCUCUGCGAUAGUACGAGGGCGGGCGCGCGCGCGCCGGCCGCCGCCAAACAGCCAGCCAAGAAGGGCCUGUCGAGCGCCAAGGCGAGCAACGGCCGCAAGCGGUCCGAGUCGACGUCGUCGCUGUCGCCGGCGCCGGACCUGCGCGACGUGCCGGUCAAGCCUCGCCCCAUGACGCCGGCCCUGCUCGGCGACCUGAUCGCCGCCCGCCUGAUGGAGCCGGACGUCAGUAAGGGCGUCGUCUUCUGGGACGUGCACAACAGCCAGUUCAGCGCCAGCGUCACCCACACGGUCAUGGCGCUGCUGCUGGGGCUCGGCAAGCGCAAGCACGCCUACUUCAUCACGCUGGACAACUCGGCGGCGCUGCACCGACUGGCCACACAGAAGCAGGACUCGGGCGACGAGGGACCGGACCAGCAGGCCGAGGCGACGCCGCCGGCCGAGGCGACGCUGCUGCUCUGCGACGAGGAGGAGUACGAAGAGCUGCCGGAACGCGACCGCGAACACGAUCCGGAGAAGAAGAGCCGCAAGGGCAAGGGCGCGCCGCUGCACAAGCAGGUGUCGCACCACACCAAGCUGACCAGCUCCGAGCAGUCGGACACGCGCAAGCCCUCCAUCCGCAAGCCGUCGGCGAUGAGCAGGAGUAGUCUUCGGCGCUCGGAAAUGUCGAUAGAGCCACACGACAAGAAGCGGCGCGGCUUGCCCAAGAAAAAGGGCGAUGAAGACCAGAGUACGUGA
Molecule: messenger RNA, 1220 nt
Organism: Pollicipes pollicipes
Lineage: Eukaryota; Metazoa; Arthropoda; Thecostraca; Pollicipedomorpha; Pollicipedidae
Exons: 9
Coding region: 165-1220 (351 amino acids)
Source: RefSeq, a predicted model, not a curated record